Mytilus californianus (California mussel) is the source of this 1482-nucleotide messenger RNA. Its product is annotated as monocarboxylate transporter 14-like. The record is from RefSeq and is a predicted model, not a curated record. The coding region runs from base 760 to 1482 and encodes 240 amino acids. Lineage: Eukaryota; Metazoa; Mollusca; Bivalvia; Mytilida; Mytilidae. Gene Ontology annotation, molecular function: monocarboxylic acid transmembrane transporter activity. The transcript has 4 exons. Gene Ontology annotation, biological process: monocarboxylic acid transport; transmembrane transport.
CAGUUUUUCCCAUCAUCCUUUAUUCUACAAUAGACAUACUCGCAUACAACAGUGAAAAUGAACUAACUGGAUUCGCCCUUUAUAUACACUGCCACUGAAAGCUUGAAAGUUUUUGAACAUAUAUUAUUUGUGUUAUCGAUUCGCACUUCUAAAUUAAAUGACUGGAUACAUAAAAUGUAAAUGUCAAAUAAUUACUUCCCUUGUGUGUACAAGGUACACAUGGAGCAUCCUGAUUGUAAUAAAUACAAGUAAUAGCUUUUCAAAAAAACGCUAGCCGUCUCUUAGCUGAUGAAAAUGGAAAGUGUUCUCGCUUUGUAGAUUAAUUCAUUCAGAAUAGUCUUGCAUAUCAAUCAACAAAUUUUACCACUCACGUGAGGUCACACGUUAUGAAGUAGUAUAUCGUUUAACGUUGUGUGUGUUUACAAAACUCCAGAAGAUUCGGCUAUUUAUAGAUAAAAGUUACCUGUGUACCAAUCUCAUGAAUAUGCAUGAUUAAUGACCAGGCAAAAUCUAAUUGCUAAAAUAGAGAGGACAAAUCCGAUACUCUACGGGAUUGAAAGACAUUUACUAGGUUUGGAUUGUCCUAACCAAUCAACAAACUUUGAUUAUUCACGUCUCGUAAUAUCUUCCAAUCAGGUAGUAAGAGGCGUUCACGCACUGACUGUCCAUCGUUCAAUUCUUAAUAACGUCUCCAAGGAGACGUUAAUAAUGCGUGCUAAUCUAUUGACAACACGGAAAACAGUCUUUUGUAUUUAAGAUAUGAGGAAAGGGGAAGUGGAUGGUUGUUGGGGAUGGAUGAUAGUAGCAGCCGCUGCCUUAAACAGAAUAGUGAUAUAUGGGAUAUCAUACUCAGCUGGUGUGGUUUAUGUUGUCAUCCUGGAAGUUUUUAACGAAGGGAGCGGGAUAACAUCAUGGCUAUCUUCACUCAUCACUGCCGUUUUAUUUUUCACCUGUCCAUUAUCUGGAUAUUUGAUUGAAAGAUACGACGAACGAAAGGUUGCCAUUGCUGGAAGUCUGAUUGCAGCUAUUGGCAUGACGUCAUCUGCUUUUGUCAGUUCCGUUCCCGCUCUCAUUCUGACUUACGGCAUAAUUUCAGGCAUAGGAUGCGGAAUAGCGUUUAUGCCAGGAAGUGUAGCAGUGGCUAAAUACUUCAAAAACCAUCGACCACUGGCAAUGGCGAUAUCAUCUGCAGGUGGCGGAAUAGGUAUUUUUGCAUUCCCACCGAUUAUUGAAAUGUUAAAUGAAUAUUAUACAUGGCGUGGUAUGUUUUUGAUUCUUGGUGGAAUAACUCUCAAUAUAUGUGUAUUUGGAUUAUUAAUCCGCCCUUUGACAAAAGAGGUCAGCUUAGAACAAAAGUCACAAGAGAAUGGAUAUUCUUCGGACAAAUCAGAAUAUAACAAGUUACAACAGAGCAGUGUUCGCAAGAAUCUCGAGACAGUACAAUUAAAUGGAGAAAGUGAAAACUUCAAACAAGUGGAAUAG